AUGCCGGAGAUCAUGCUGGACAAUCUGCUGAACCACCUCGCGACCAAUUACUCGGCCGAUCUCGACUUCAUCUUUUGGACUGGUGACAACCCCCCGCACGACAUUUGGAUGGAGUCGAGGGAGUCUCAAAUCGCGAGCACUCAGUACCUGGUGGACAAGCUCAAGGCCGCGUUUCCCAAGACCCCCGUGUUUCCGACGCUCGGCAACCACGAGAGCUUUCCGGUCGAUCAGUUCCCUACGCCGCCCAAGAACAGUUGGUUGAUGAACCCCGUUGCGAGGAUGUGGUCUUACUGGCUUCCUUCCGACGCUCUGCAAACCGUGCAAUAUGGAGGAUAUUACACCACACUCAUCCGUCCAGGACUGCGCCUGAUCUCGCUGAACACCCAAUACUGCGACAUCAACAACUUUUAUCUCAUUCUGAAUGCUACGGAUCCGACGGAGCAACUCGCCUGGCUCACUGGUGUGCUCGCCAAGGCGAAGGCGAGCAAUGAGAUCGUCUUCAUCAUUGGUCACAUUCCCUUCAAUGAUGUCGGUUGCUUGUACAAGUACUCGAGCCAGUACGAACGUCUCAUUCGCCAGUAUGCGCCCAUCAUCAAGACGCAGCUCUUUGGACACACGCACGAUGAUAGCUUCUACCUGACCUACAGCGAGGACAACUCUGCGUCGGACCCCAUCAGCGUUGCCUACGUUGCUCCCUCGGUGACGACCUACACAAACUUGAACCCGUCGUACCGCAUCUACGAAUACAACAGAACCGAUGGCACCAUCCUCAACUACCAGCAAUACUACACCGACCUCGAGCUCACCAACAAGCAGGGAUACCCCACCUGGACCAAGGCGUACGAUCCCAUCUCCGAGUAUGGAAUGAGCUCUCUGUCCCCGGCGCAGUGGGCCGCGGUGACGGCCAGGUUCAACGCGACGGACUCCUACUUCCAGCGCUGGUGGUUCCACCACUACUCCCAGACUGCGGGCAGAGCUCCCUGCACCGGCGGCUGCAAGUCGGACUCCCUCUGCUCCAUGACCUCGUCCACCGCCAAGGCCUUCCUGGAGUGCACCGGCCAGGAGUACAACCUCGCCAACCUGUGGGAGUGGCUCAUGAACCACCUCUGCUAG
This is a messenger RNA of Acanthamoeba castellanii str. Neff, 1113 nucleotides long. RefSeq names its product sphingomyelin phosphodiesterase, putative. NCBI's taxonomy places the organism in Eukaryota, Discosea, Longamoebia, Acanthamoebidae. Bases 1 to 1113 code for a protein of 370 amino acids. The transcript has 9 exons. The record is from RefSeq and is a predicted model, not a curated record. Gene Ontology annotation, molecular function: hydrolase activity.